Messenger RNA from Endocarpon pusillum Z07020, 816 nucleotides. RefSeq lists its product as uncharacterized. The record is from RefSeq and is a predicted model, not a curated record. The coding region runs from base 1 to 816 and encodes 271 amino acids. Lineage: Eukaryota; Fungi; Ascomycota; Eurotiomycetes; Verrucariales; Verrucariaceae. The transcript has a single exon.
AUGCAGCUGCACCAAUGCUCAGUCAAUGGACAGACCAAAACAGGUACUUCUCCACCUCCUUCAAGCAUCUACAUACUCGAGCUAACAGAGCUUGCCAGGCAUCCACAGACACAGUCCACGCUACUAAGUCUUCCUCUUGAGAUCCGCCUCAUAAUCUGGCAAUAUCUCCGACUGAAGCGCAUCAACUAUCGUCAUGGCGCUGGUCUAUUUGGGCAUUACCAGGAAGGCUUGGAAAACACGACUCAGUACAUCAUCCCCUGGAAAGCGCCAAUACACGACUUCUAUGGCCUUGCCUUUGCCUGCCGCCUCACCUACACCGAAAUCCAGCAAGUACAUAACCCGGCCACCAUACUCACCAGUCACUGGGACCUGAGCAAGCUCCUCUACGUCCUCCACGCCCGUCGACCCAUCGUCAUCGACACAUUCCGACUAGCAACCGAAGGCCGGGGAACAGUGGCACUGCCAAGCGAGAUCAACAUCCACGAAAUCCAACAGCAGAUGGCGCGCGCCCUCCUCGAGCUCAAACGCCAGUACGAAAGCGUCGAGUUCCAGAAAAUCAGUUGGAUCGAUCUUCGGACCGAGGGGGUGGGCACCGCCUCAGAGACAAGACAUUACAGCCUGCGCUUCGAGAUCCACGUGGGCAAGAAGCGCCAGCACACGCUAGGCGGCCGCAUCCAGCGAGGCAAGAAGUAUCCUGCCCAGGUGUGGGCACGCGAGAUCAGCGCGCUGGAGGACCACCUGAGUUUCGCCAAGCUGGAUGAGCUGCUCAAUAAGAUGGAGGAUACGCCGGAAGGGGGGAUGGUGAAUAUGGAUUAG